UAAAGUGAGUGGCUGGACUCCUAUUUCAAAGAGUAAGUGGAGAUCCACAAAUAGAGAUAUUGGCAUCUGGAUGGGGUGGCAGUUUGAUAGUGAAAAUACAAGGAGAGGCAAAUCAAGACGCGCAUUUACCUGAGGGUCACACUCCCGUAACUGGAUUACUACAACUUUUCAUUCAGCACGCUUGACAUCGCCCGAUCGCAGCCGGCUGCAACUUAGUGACUUGCAGCGUAUUUCCAUCUAGAUGAACUGGGAUAGCUGGGGACAACACUCUGCCUCCUCUGCAGAUGACCGCAGGCCUCCAGAGAGGCGAGAGGAGAAGUGAGCAGUGCUCAGACACCCAUGGCUACGAAGGGUAGCUCUCUCCCUGGGUUGCUGCUGGCCUUGCAGGGAUUGCUGAUUCUGCAAGAUGUGGGGACGGCCAGCAGAGUCGCUGGGUGGUCAGAGAGGUCACUGUGCCACAAAGCAGGGCAUCCAGUCAUCACUCACUCAGAAAUUGAACCAUGGCUUUAUCAUUUUGAAGCUGAAAAUACAGUGGAUUUUUCCCAGCUAACAUUUGACCCGGGCCAGACAGAACUGAUUGUUGGAGCAAGGAAUCGGCUCUUCAGGCUGGAAAUAGAGGACCUGUCACUGAUCCAGGAAGCAGAGUGGGAGUGCGAUGAAUUCACCAAAAGAGCGUGCUUCAGUAAAGGCAAAUCAGAGGAAGAAUGCCAGAAUUAUAUUCGUGUCCUACUUGUAAAUGGAAACAGGCUCUUCACCUGCGGAACCAAUGCAUUUACUCCCAUUUGCACCAACCGCACGUUGACAAAUUUGACAGAAAUCCACGAUCAGAUAAGUGGGAUGGCUCGAUGUCCCUACAACCCCCAGCAUAACUCCACUGCCUUGAUCACGUCUAACGGAGAGCUUUAUGCAGCAACCGCCAUGGAUUUCCCAGGGAGAGACCCUGCCAUCUACCGAAGUCUUGGUGGGCUUCCUCCUCUUCGGACUGCACAAUACAACUCCAAGUGGCUCAAUGAACCAAAUUUUGUCUCAUCUUAUGACAUCGGAAACUUCACAUACUUCUUUUUUCGAGAGAUCGCAGUGGAGCAUGACUGUGGAAAAACAAUCUUCUCCAGGGCCUCUCGCGUGUGCAAAAAUGACAUUGGAGGCAGGUUCCUCUUAGAAGACACCUGGACAACCUUCAUGAAAGCUCGCCUCAAUUGCUCCAGGCCUGGUGAAAUUCCUUUCUACUAUAAUGAGUUACAGGACACUUUCUUCUUACCGGAACUUGACCUGAUUUAUGGCAUCUUCACCACAAAUGUAAACAGCAUUGCCGCCUCAGCAGUGUGCGUUUUCAAUCUGACUGCGAUUACCCAAGUGUUCAAUGGACCUUUCAAAUACCAGGAGAAUUCUCGCUCUGCCUGGCUGCCCUAUCCCAACCCCAACCCCGACUUCCAGUGCGGCACCAUAGACUACGGACUGUACAUGAACCUGACCGAGAGGAAUCUCCAGGAUGCGCAGAAGUUUAUCCUGAUGCACGAAGUGGUGCAGCCAGUCAUUCCUAUCCCCUUCUUCAUGGAGGAUAACAGCCGCUUCACUCACAUUGUGGUGGACGUGGUUCAGGGCAAGGACAUGCUCUACCAUAUUUUUUAUCUAGCAACAGAUUAUGGUACCAUCAAGAAAGUCCUUUCUCCACUGAACCAAUCAACGGAUAGCUGCUUGUUAGAAGAAAUUGAGCUGUUCCCACCCGGCAAACGACAGUCCAUCCGAAGCCUGCAAAUUCUUCACAGUAAAAGCAUACUGUUUGUAGGACUCCGAAGCCAUGUGGUAAAGAUCCCGCUAAUGCGCUGCAGCUUCCAUAAAACCUACAAUGCCUGUGUUGGAGCUCGAGAUCCAUAUUGUGGAUGGGAUCUAGUACUGAGAAAAUGCACGACUCUGGAAGAGAGCCUCAGUAUGAGUCAGUGGGAACAGAGUAUUACUGACUGCCCAACAAAGAACAUGACAGUGGAUGGACGUUAUAGCCCUUGGUCACAAUGGAAGCCUUGUAGCCACUCUGAUGGAGGGAGUGUUGGAUCCUGCUUUUGUAGAACAAGAUCUUGUGACAGUCCUGCACCACAGUGUGGUGGUCAGCAAUGUGAAGAUGCCAGCAUGGAGGUUGCAAACUGCUCCAGGAAUGGAGGAUGGACCCCUUGGACGGCCUGGUCUGUAUGCAGCACUAGCUGUGGAAUCGGCUUCCAAGUGCGACAGCGAACGUGCAGCAACCCAACACCUCGCCAUGGAGGGAGAGUUUGUGUGGGCCAAAACAGAGAGGAAAGAUAUUGUAAUGAACACUUGCCCUGUCCUCCACAUAUGUACUGGUCAAGCUGGGGCGCUUGGGAACGUUGCACAGUUCCAUGUGGGGGCGGCGUACAAGCUCGACGUAGGACCUGUGAGAAUGGAAACGAAUGUCCAGGUUGCAAUACGGAGUACCAGUCCUGCAAUUCCAUGUCAUGCCCUGAAAUGAAGAAGACUACUCCAUGGACACCAUGGACCCCUGUCAAUAUAUCAGACAAUGGAGGGCAUUAUGAACAGCGCUUCAGGUACACAUGCAAAGCGAGGCUGGCAGAUCCCAGUCUUCUGGAAGUUGGGCGACAGCGAAUAGAGAUGAGAUACUGCUCUAGUGAUGGAACAACGGGAUGCUCCAUGGAUGGCGAUCUCCUGAGAUCAGGAAGAUUUUCAGCUCACACUAUAAAUGGUGCCUGGUCAUCCUGGAGUGCUUGGUCUCAAUGUAGUAGGGACUGCAACAGAGGAAUCCGUAGUCGCAAACGUGUAUGCAACAAUCCAGAACCCAAAUAUGGAGGCAUGCCCUGUCUUGGACCUUCUCUGGAAUACCAAGAGUGCAACAUCACUCCAUGCCCAGUGGAUGGCGAUUGGUCGUGCUGGUCUUCUUGGUCUAAGUGCUCCGUGACCUGUGGAGGCGGGCACUAUAUGCGAACUCGGACCUGCACCAAUCCUGCACCAGCCUAUGGAGGUGACAUCUGCCUGGGGCUGCACACAGAGGAGGCUCUGUGCAACACUCAACCUUGUCCAGAGAGUUGGUCAGACUGGUCUGAAUGGUCGGAGUGCGAUUCAUCUGGUGUACAGUUUCGGACUAGGCACUGUGACAUCCUUUUCCCAACUGGAAACCAAUGCUCCGGGAACAGUACAGAAACAAAAACCUGCAUCUCAGAGUCAAACUUCAUACCUGAAAUCUCAAUUGCACGUUCAAGCAUGGAUGACAGGAGAUGUGGAGAGUUCAACAUGUUCCACAUGAUUGCUGUUGGACUAAGCAGUUCCAUUUUGGGAUGUUUAAUUACUCUCCUCAUCUAUACUUAUUGUCAACGAUACCAACAGCAAUCCCAUGAUGCCACUGUCAUCCACCCAAUAUCAGCUGCUCCACUUAACACCAGCAUUACCAACCACAUUAACAAGCUUGAUAAGUACGACUCUGUGGAAGCCCUUAAGGCUUUCAAUAAAAAUAAUCUAAUCUUGGAAGAGAGAAACAAAUACUUUAAUCCCCACCUCAAUGGGAAGACCUACACUAACACCUAUUUCACAGAUCUCAACAGCUAUGAGGAGUACUAGCGAGGGCCGUGUACUCCAGACAGUCAGAUGGCUCUACCAAAUUGAUAUUAAAAAAACUAUUAGAAAACCACCCCGACUUAUACCGCUUUUUGGUGAUGAAUUAUAAUGUUUGUGCGAGAUGAAGGGCGUGAGAAAUGGAAGCCCUUUAUCAGCAGACAAUUCCCAGCAAAGAAUGAUGCAGCAAUCUGACUUGCACUCUUUACCAGUAGGACUCAACUCUCAACCCGGAGAGACCAUCUGUGUUUAAAUAAAGGGCGUAAUCAAAUCUCUGGAAAUGAAUCAGUCUGCACUCCUUGAGGAUAAAGACUGCUGAUUUUACUGUACAGUACGUUCAUUCUGAAUAGAGGAGUAGAUGGAAGUGAACUACUUCCAUUUUUCUUCAAUUUUGUUUGAUUUGAUGCCUCUCUGAAGAAGCCAUGAGGCUUUUGACAAGGAACUACAUGGAAAUGAUGCUUUGUAUUUUGUCUGGCAGUAGUAUGUUAACUGUUCAUAUGUAGAGACAGAAAUGUGAACCUGCUUUGUGUUUGUUCGAUGUAUAGUACUGUCAUGAACAUGCUGACAUGUUUUAUUCGAUUGCAAAAAAGAUUCUGGACAGCAGCUUGUCAUUGCUAUAAACCUUAAUGCUUUCUGAAUAAUUGUCUCCAUAAAUACAGAACUGGUUGAUAUAAAAAUGGUGAUUUUUUUUUUUAUUUAUUUUGAUAAUGAUUGUGGAUUAUAAAAUAUAUAGCAUAUGAUCUUUCUGCCACCUGUAAACUAGGCUUAGCAUAAGCUUAACACUACGUUGCUGUACUUUGGUACCUUUUCCUGUUUCUAUUUUCAAGUUCUUUAUUUAAGACUAUCUGCAAAUUUGGAGUGAUUAAUUUUUAUUCUAAUAAUUUUCUUUCUUAGGCCAUUUAUUCUUAUGUGGAAAUAUUUGGGAUAUACAAAAAAUGAGCUUCAUCUCAAGUCAUUAGUAAAAUUCACAUUGUACUCAUGGGAAAUAUUAUGUAAUGAGCUCUCAUUUUUUUGUUGCAGUGCAAAGCAUAUUUUGAAACUUCUUAUUUUUAAAGAAAUAAAUAUUAUCACUUUACAA
Messenger RNA from Polypterus senegalus (gray bichir), 4651 nucleotides. It is a transcript of the gene sema5a, whose product is annotated as sema domain, seven thrombospondin repeats (type 1 and type 1-like), transmembrane domain (TM) and short cytoplasmic domain, (semaphorin) 5A. The coding region runs from base 340 to 3579 and encodes 1079 amino acids. The record is from RefSeq and is a predicted model, not a curated record. Gene Ontology annotation, molecular function: semaphorin receptor binding; chemorepellent activity. Gene Ontology annotation, biological process: semaphorin-plexin signaling pathway; axon extension; negative regulation of axon extension involved in axon guidance. Lineage: Eukaryota; Metazoa; Chordata; Cladistia; Polypteriformes; Polypteridae. The transcript is spliced from 23 exons.